AGCGCUUGGUUUCCUUUCCCGGGUCGCGCUUCCUCCUUCCUGUUCCCUCGCUGCGAGUUUUUUCAUUGGCCCUGGCGGAGCUGGGCAGGGCGGCCCAAGUGAUUCUGUGCUGUGGUGGGGCGAGCGACGAGACGAGCAAAUGAAUGGUGUCAGCUACGGGUUCUUGCGGCGUCUGCUGGGCACUUUGAAGGCCCUUCCCUUGUUAAGGCGUCCGGCCAAAGAGCGGCUGAGUUGGUGGUUGCCCACCUUCACCAUGGAGCGGGCGGUGGUGCGCUGCGUGCCGGCGGAGCCUAAGCUCAGCGUUUCCAUCGUGCUGCAGGACGGUAAGACCCGGCAUGUGCACCGAGACCAAACGGAGCCUCUGGGCCAGGCGCUGGCUCGCAUCGCCAACAACGUCAGCAAAGGCCAUGCCAAGAAGGCCAAGAAGAGCAAAAAAGCGCAGACCGAGCCCGAGGCGCCGGGGACACCUUCGGAGCUCGUCCCCGUUCGCCUUUUCUCCCAGGACGGGGAAGCUGUGGCCGAAGACGUGCCGAACCAGGAGGCAUGGAAAGACGGGUCGGUGCUGCAAAUCGGCGAGACCCGCUACCGCGUGGAGCGCAAUCCGCCCAUGCUGACCGAGCUGCAGCUCCCGCGCUCGCUCAUGGCCGGCUUCCCCGUCUGCCCCAAGCUCCAAGUCGAGUUCGGCUCCGCCCGGGACUGCCUCUUCCGUUGGUAUUACGAGCAGAAGAUCGAGCCGGCUGAAACGGCGUCGGCCGCCGGGAGCAGCAGCUGGGUGGAAUCCCCUGCCGGAUCCGAGCGCGUCUUCAUGGCGACCAACGCGCAGAUCGGACGCCGCCUGAAGCUCGUGUGUAUCCCGGGCAGCGGCGAGAGGCGCUACGGGCUGCCCCGCGAGGUGGAAAGUGUAGGCCCCGUGGAGGCUGGCCCGGGCGCCUGCACUUUCGAGGCGCGGCAUCUCUACACCAAGAAAGUGGCGGCGCCGGGACUGAUCCGCAUGGUUUCCUAUAACAUCCUGGCCGACAUCUACGCCAGGACUGAGCUCUCGCGGACCGUCCUUUAUCCGUACUGUGCUCCCUACUCGCUGGAGCUCGACUACCGGCAAAACCUCCUCAAAAAAGAACUGGCCGGCUACAACGCCGACAUCAUUUGCCUGCAGGAGGUAGACAAGUCGGUCUUCGUGGAUAGCCUGGGGCCUGCGCUUGACGCCUUCGGCCUGGAGGGGCUGUUCCGGAUCAAAGAGAGGCAGCACGAAGGCCUGGCCACUUUCUACCGAAGGGACAAAUUCCGUCUCCUUAGUCAGCACGACAUUGCCUUCAAUCAAGCUCUGUUGGAAGAUCCCUUGCACAGAGAACUGCGGGACAAGGUGGCUACCUGCCCGCAGGUUGAGGAAAGCCUGCUUAAGCGAUCAUCCGCUCUACAGGUUUCUGUCCUUCAGUCUCAAAAUGAUUCUUCAAGAAAGAUUUGUGUAGCCAACACUCACUUGUUUUGGCACCCAAAAGGUGAAAAUAUUCGUCUAAUCCAAGUUGCAAUAGCGUUAUCCCAUAUUAAGCAUGUGAUCAAUGACAUAUAUCCUGCUACACCUCUCAUCCUCUGUGGGGAUUUUAAUGCCACACCAUCAACUGGAACAUAUACUUUUGUCAAUAGCGGUAGUAUUACCGAAGAUCAUGAGAGCUGGGAUUCAGAAGUUAAAGAACAACGGUUUGCUAUGUCUCUAACCCACCAGUUUGGUCUUAAAAGUGCUUGUGGAGAACCAGCCUACACCAAUUAUGUUGGAGGCUUUCAUGGAUGCUUGGACUAUAUUUUCAUUGAUGCAAAUGUUUUGGAGGUUGAACAGGUAAUUCCACUGCCAAGCCAUGAAGAAGUAACCACCCACCAGGCCUUACCAAGUGUUUCACACCCAUCAGAUCAUAUAGCACUAAUAUGUGAUAUAAAGUGGAAAUAAUCUCAUUAUUUUCAGAAAUGUGUGCUACGUGAAAAAUUCAGUUGGAAUGCUUCUUUGAUCACAAUUAUAUCUCAUUUAUAAUUCUUUGUAAGUGGUCAUACUUUUUAUAACAGCGUUCUUAUGUACCAGUGCUAUAUUUUUCUUCUAUUAAUGAAAAGAAUCAAUACAAUUUGAAAUUUGUCCUAUUUCAUUUUCAGAUGACUUUUAAAAAAAGGAGUAAGAGUGGUUUAUUUAAACUGAUAUUUGCCAAUCAGUCGCUACUAACAUGUUGAGGGAAUAGCCACUAUGUUGUCUUUAUAAGACUGUAUUAAAGAUUUAAAAAAAUAUUCUGACACUUCCCACUAUAUUGAGGGAAAAGAUCUUACUCCUAUAAACCCAAAAUAAUUUGGGUUUAAAUAAUAGUAAUAUGGUAUGCCUGGGCAGUGUUUUUUUUUUCCUGACUAUAGACCAAUUUUGCUAGGGAGCUGUGAUUAUGAUCAAUAGUAAUCCACCUUUAGGGGAGCUUAAGGACUAUUGCUUCCUGCUGUUUUGGAAAGCUUAACAAGAAUUUUCAUGGUUUGAGCAAGGUCUAAGCAACAAAGACUCAGUGGAAGACAAUCCCAUUUAUUUCAUUUUAAGCAAAGAGAAGUAAUUAGAGGUGCCAUCAAAGAUGGGGCUGCUAACCUUCUCUGGUGUCUUGUCUCACUGAUGGAGGCUAGAAAAGGUAAUUAAGCUCCAGUUAACCCUCUUCCAGACUGGUUCACAAGACCGAGUUAAGAAGGUACUUAACUGUUAAUCCCGUGUACAAGAGUAAAUUGUCUCCUUUAUUAACAAAAGAUGUUUGAAUGUCCAGAUAUGGUAACCUGGUUAAGCAUGUUCUGCACCUAGAACCAUUAAAUCCUGAAUCUUUGUUAGUUGCCCAAAGUUACAGAUUUGAGAUAGGUGACCAUAUAAAUCAAAUAAACAAACUAGCUAAAAUGAUAAAUUGCUUAACUGUUUGAUCUGUGUCCCCGAUCAUGUGACAGUGCUAGGUCUACUUCUCACAAUUUGUUAACUGACUAAUAAUGGCGGAUGUUGACACCCCAUUUUAUUGCCCUAAUUUGUGUAAAAUAAGAUAUCUUAUAGCUAGCUACUUUAUGGCACAAGGUCAUGCAACCAUAGUUAUGGCUACUUUUAUGUCAAUUUGCAUAGAUUGUUAAACUAGAUAAAUACAGUGAAUACCAGAUUAAUCAUGGUUUAGUAUUCCAUAUUAACACAGUAUAACUCAUUUUUAUCUGUCAGGUGUUUAUGUAGUUUCUGGAUCCUUUAUUUGCCUAACCAGAUUGCUGUAGUAUAUUCAGUCUGUGUAUUAUAUACUAUUAAAACUCUGAUUCCUGUAACCUUUAACUGGGCAAAACAAUGCAACAAAAGGACUAAACAUUUUGAGCAAUGUAGCUCAAAUGGGCUAAUUUACAGAAUGUGUCCAAAAUCUGGGACCCAUGUCUCUUGUGGAACUGAAAUUUGUCAAGUUUUAUAAAAGUUUUAUGAUGACAUAAACAUCAUAAAACACUUUUGACAUAAUACAAAUGUUAAAACCUA
This is a messenger RNA of Ahaetulla prasina, 3496 nucleotides long. RefSeq names its product phosphodiesterase 12 (gene PDE12). Lineage: Eukaryota; Metazoa; Chordata; Lepidosauria; Squamata; Colubridae. Gene Ontology annotation, biological process: nuclear-transcribed mRNA catabolic process, deadenylation-dependent decay. Gene Ontology annotation, molecular function: 3'-5'-RNA exonuclease activity. The record is from RefSeq and is a predicted model, not a curated record. The coding region runs from base 140 to 1939 and encodes 599 amino acids. Gene Ontology annotation, cellular component: mitochondrion. The transcript has 3 exons.